Molecule: messenger RNA, 1896 nt
Organism: Phragmites australis (common reed)
Lineage: Eukaryota; Viridiplantae; Streptophyta; Magnoliopsida; Poales; Poaceae
Exons: 9
Coding region: 616-1689 (357 amino acids)
Source: RefSeq, a predicted model, not a curated record
CUUGCUUGCUCUUUUAGUACUCUGCGACCGCCAGCGAAGGUCCGCAACUUGCACGGUCACACCUCUCUUGCGUCCCUUGUCGUUGCCGGCGUGUGCCGUGGAGAUGGAUCCAGACUUGGGUUACUUCUUCCUUUGCUGGUAAGGAAGGGCUAUCUUGCUUGGAUGGGUUGUUCUUCCUCUUGUUCUGCUUAAUUUGUCUGUUCUUUGUUUUGAGCCCUCAAAUCCGAAUAUUUCUUGCUAGCAUGGAUACUCAAAUUCAUCCAUUUUGCUGCGGAUUUAUUUGUUGUCCGGAGACGUACUAAUAUCAGUUUAUUUAUAUCGAAAGUAAAGAUAUUGCUCUCGGUACUCUUGGCCUAUUUAUAUCCAAUGUAAAAUCUCGGUCUUGCGCUCUCAUCACCGCGCACCGCCCAUCCACCGGCCGGCGCUCUCGGUCUCGGCUUCUGCCUUCGGGACGCGUCACCCAUCCACCGCCCAUCCACCGUGAGAGAUCGCCGAGGCGAGGCGAGCCUUCGUCUACCGCAGCUCCUCCAUCGACGGCAAUAUGCAACUAAUGUUUCUUUCAGUUCAGGAUAAGUGUUGCCAUCAAGUGCAGGUGUGGUAGCAUUGUAAAUCGCAAUGAGGGAGGGUUCCCAGGAUAUUGAGAGCAAGGAGAAGUUGCAGUCAGCGGUACAAGGUGAUGAUGAAGAGCAGGCCGAACAGCUAAAUACAAGAGUCGCUGAUACACCAGAAGGAGAUUCUGGUUCAUUUUCAGCUGCUAGUAACGAUAAUAAAAAGGUUUCUCGUGAAGACAUUGAACUUGUCCAGAAUCUGAUAGAGCGCUGCCUACAACUUUAUAUGAACAAAGGAGAAGUUGUUAGGACUCUUUCUAACCGUGCACGAAUAGAACCUGGUUUCACUACUUUAGUCUGGCAAAAGCUUGAAGAAGAGAAUUCUGAUUUCUUUCGGGCCUACUACAUAAGGCUGAAACUGAAAAAACAGAUAAACUUGUUCAACCAUUUAUUGGAGCAUCAGUACCAUCUGAUGAAAUACCCAGUACCACAGCAGGUUCCAUUUGCUCCAACCCUAAAUGGAAUUCGUCCUAUGCCAGUUAACAAUUUGCCAAUAGGAUAUCCAGUACUUCAACAGCCUGGAAUGGCUGCUCCAGAUCAGCCAAUGUCAUGUGGUCCACCAAGCAGUCAUGUAGUAAAUGGGAUUCCUGCACCAGGUGGUUAUCAUCCCAUUUGUAUGAACUCAGGAAAUGGCAUGAUGGAGAAUGGAACACAUGAAACUGGACAUGCUGCAACAGCCUGCAGUGCUAUGUCGUCUGAGAUGGCUGUUAGUCCAUCUUCUGUGAUGUCAAGCAACCAUGUAUCUUUCACUCCAUCUGAGAUAUCAGGGAUGUGUGUGGAUGAAUCAGCAGCAAAUGCCACCUUUGGAGCUUAUGUGGGGAACGGAGGGACUCUGCAAAUAGGACCUGAUGGUGCCGAUGGCUCUUCUGUAGGCCAGCAGAUCUGGGAUUUCAGUCUUUCUGAUCUAUCAGCGGAUUUGACAAAUUUGGGAGACCUGUCAGCUCUUGAGAACUACUCAGGCAACCCUUUCCUGCCUUCAGACUCAGAUCUCUUGCUUGACUCCCCGGAUCAUGAUGACAUUGUGGAGUAUUUUGCUGAUGCCAUCAACGGGCCUUCUCAAUCGGACGAAGAGAAGCCAUAGACGAAGAUAAGCAUAACCCAGGCCAGGCUGCCACCUCUCUUAGUUUUACGAAAAGCUAUACUUCUGUGUCAAAUCCAACUGUUUGUUUACCUUAAAUAGGAACUGUAUCUGCCAUCAGCUGUGUGUAAUCAGCGUACAUUGCUAAGGAAUUUUGUAGUUAAUAGUCUUAAUUCUUUCAAUAAAUGGCGGCAUAGCCUCCUCCACUCA